Molecule: messenger RNA, 1088 nt
Organism: Rotaria sp. Silwood2
Lineage: Eukaryota; Metazoa; Rotifera; Eurotatoria; Philodinida; Philodinidae
Source: the annotation of a GenBank genome assembly
AUUUUCCAGCUCAAGAUCUACAAUUUUACACAAACCUGAAAUUUUUAUUAAUAAAAAUUUCAGGUUUGUGUAAAAUUGUAGAUCUUGAGCUGGCAAAUCUAAUGCACUAAUUACAAUUGAAAUUCCAUACAACUUUUAUAGCACUUUAAAUACUUCUUUGAAUUUUAUUGAGUGCUCAUCAGAAUCAUAAGGUGGCUUUUUUAACCAUCUAUAGAAAGAUGCAUAAUGUUCGCCUCUAUCGAAUGAUGAAAACCACUGACCGAUAGCUAUUUCCGUUAAAAAGUUAUUCAAAAAACAAUCACCCUUCUUCUAUUUUGAAAUAGAUUACAGGCAUGAAUCAAAAAGCUUGAUUUCAGUUACUUGAAUGUAAUUCUUCAAGGUCGAGGAAAUGAGAAUUUGAGUAGGUCACAAGGUAUCUUGCAUUUAUGGACAAUGACAAAGAAUAAUGAGGAAUCCGCUGAUCGGAAAGUUUUUUCAAAAGUCAAGAAAUAGAAUGAAAAUAGUUUACUUCUGCUCAUAUCUAGUCACGAUACAUGACAAUUAACACGUCGGAGCAGCACACAAAUUGAAAAAGAACUUUCUAAAAUUGAAAACUAAUUCUAUAGUGUUUAAUAUUAAAAUCUUGAUGAUAGUUCGUUUUUUUUCUAUUCUCUGUCUAUUUCAAUAUAAUUUAAUUAGAAAGAGAAGCUGUACGUCAACUUAUCACAGCAGCAAUCAAAGGUCUUGAAGAAAAUGGUCGUAUUCAAACUAGUAAUAAUCUGAAUGAAAGCGGAAAAGCAGUUCAAGUAAAUAUGGAUUCAUUUGGUUCAUUAUUAGCAAACAGAUUUCCUCAAGUAUCAUCAUUAAUGCCUAUAACUCCAUUAAAUGAGAAUUCAUUCAGACCUAUAUAUCGUCUUCGAACAGCUUCACCGACACAAGGAAAAGUGCGGCCAAUAACAGAAUUUCAUAGUAAAUCAAUGGGAACAUUUCAAACAAAUCUUGAAUUAAUUAAUAAAAGUACUGAAACAACAUCAUUAGAUACGAAAACAAUUGUAUCAAAAUCAACAAAAGUAUAUGUUAAUUGUGAUAUACAAAUUUUUACAUUAUAA